AGCUCCGUGUAUCGACGGGCCGGACACCGGAGAUCAGUACGAGGGAAGGUAGGUAAAACAUAUAUUAAGGCCAAGAGACUUUCUCUUUUUUGCCAGCAAAUCACAUCAUGGCCCAUGCAGAACUUGAUCGACUCCAAGCAUGUUUGAACCUCGCACUCGAUACCUUCCGCAAGGAGAUGGACAAGUCUCAGCUUCCUCCCCUGAGCCAACACAGCUCAGUAGAACACCCAUUGGACGACCCAACAACCUACCUUCCAAGCACGGCGCUAUUUGAAGCUCGGCGCCUCUCUCUAGCAUGUCUGGGAGAGCUAAAGAACCUUAUUCAGCCGCCUUUGGAUAAGCGCCUGGAUGAGAAGUACACAGCCUAUGUCGUUGCCUCUACCGAUAUCCUCAUCAAGACCGAUAUCAUCGACUACUUGUCUGGCGUUCCGAAUCCCUCCGAAGGUGCCCCAGCCACUGAGCUGGCCUCAGCAUUCGAGCUUGAUUCUCAUAAACUCGUUCCCAUUCUCCGCUGCUGUGCAGCCAACGGUUGGGUGAGGGAGACCCGUGAUUCCUCAUUUGCUCUGAACAGAUGCUCGCGCACUUUCAUCAAAGGUCACCCAGGUCGGAGAUUGAACCUUUCAACGCCUCGGUUCAUGUCGUUGGUGUCAGUCAUGCCACGUUGGGUGACGGAAUCGGAUUGGAAACUAUCACGUUCUCCAGCACAGACAGCUUUUCAGAUCGCGUACAAGACUCCCUUGAAGUUAUUCUCCUGGGUUAUGGAGAAUCCACAGGCCCUCGUUCGAAUCUCGGAUCAUCUUCAACUCUUCGGUGACAUGUCUACUCCGAGUAUCGCAGCAGACUACCCAUGGGAACAGCUGGAAACACCCGUCAUCGUUGAUUGUGGAGGGGGAAAGGGUGGUCUAGUUUCGGCUAUUCUAGAUGCGCAUCCUUCCCUUCGAGGCAUAGUUCAGGACACGGAGAAUGUUGUUGCACUGACCAGUACAAAAAUGAAAGAACACCGCCCUCGUGAUGUUGAAAAUGGUACACUCACGGUGGAAGCCCACAACUUUUUCCAGCCUCAACCACGCAUCGGAAACGAGUAUAGCUUCAUUAUGCGUCAUAUAAUGCAUAAUUGGCCAGACGAAGAAGCGGCAGUGAUAUUGGGAAACGUAGUUAGCGCGCUGGGUCCCAAGUCGAAGAUACUCAUCGUCGACAUGGUAACUGUCCCGAACUUAGAUUCGACUGCUACAACGAGCACCAAUUCGUUCUUACUGGACGGCGACGCUAAACGCCCCGACUAUAGCAUUCAAUCGCACUUCGGUUCAGCGUCCCAACUAGUUAACACUUUGUCGAUGCACAUGCUGACCAUGAUGAACGGUUGCGAGAGGUCUUUGCCCGAGUGGGAGAAACUUGUGAAGGGUUGCGGGCUCCGCAUCACGAACGUUUACCCGCUGCGAGCUCACACCUCCAUUAUUGAAUGUGCACUGGACUCAUGAGCAUUUCUGUACAGCAGUGAAGGGCGAGUUCCAGACAUAUUCAAGUAGAUUUGGGUGAUCCUGGAAUCGACGAUAUAUAUGACUGUUUGCCCCCCAUCGGGGAUAAAUUCAAACAAAGGGAACUCAUGUUUCGGGACUCUAGAUGGUACACUUACAUUGACAUCCUCCGCGUAGUAGCCCUCGAGCCAG
Molecule: messenger RNA, 1667 nt
Organism: Suillus clintonianus
Lineage: Eukaryota; Fungi; Basidiomycota; Agaricomycetes; Boletales; Suillaceae
Product: O-methyltransferase-domain-containing protein
Exons: 10
Coding region: 108-1478 (456 amino acids)
Molecular function (GO): O-methyltransferase activity
Source: RefSeq, a predicted model, not a curated record